AUGCCCCACACCGCGCGCAAGUAUAGAAGAAGAACAAACCUGCCCGGUCCUGCGCACAGCAGUAAGCGCGUGGAAAUCACCGAACCCAGUGGCUGGACGCAUAUCACGAGCAGGAAUCUAGCGAUCUCUUCGAAAAGAGGGGGAAAAAAGGGCUUCAGUCAGGGCGAUGAUAACGAUAAUGAUGAUGAUGAUGAUGAACUGCAACUACUCCCCGCCGAGGCACCCCCGCGCCUGACCCUGGCGGAACUGAAAAGACAGUACGAAGCGCACAGCCAGCAAUGGAAAAGCUCGCAGACCUGGAAGCGGCUUCAGCGGGCGCUGCAGAGCCAGGUCGGAGCCGUCGCCAGGACCCUGCAGAAUGUCGUCUGUAUCGGCCUGGGGAGUCCGAGUGGCUUCGUGCGCGGCGGGUGGGUGGACCGCCGAAGCGUGGCGCUGUAUCAGCUUGCUGCGUUGGUGUCUGUUUUGGAUAUGCUUGCCCAGCCAGAUAUGGGCGUUCACAUCAACAACAACGUGUACGCUCAAGACCCCGUCUUCAACGAGUUCGACAAGCAGCUUCUCCAGUCCUUGGGGAUCACGGUCGUGGAACACCCCACCGCCUUCAACCUAGUCAAUCAGCAUAGCUUUCUGUACUGUCCAGGAGCGGAGAGGUCGCAUCUCGAGCAGCUAUUACCGUCGUCGCCGGGGCUCGUCUUUGGCGGGCCGUUGGAAAGUGCCGUCUCUUCGGAUAAUGACCAUAAUAAUAAUAACAACCCCGAUAACGAUGACGAAGAAGAAGAACAAGACGUCUUGGCCACCUUCAUCCGGACCCGGAGGUCUCUCCAGCUGCCGCAGUUUGAGCCGAAUGUUCACGCUUUUUGGAAUAUGCGACUGUACUGGGAGGAACGAGAGGUUGAAUAG
Rasamsonia emersonii CBS 393.64 is the source of this 897-nucleotide messenger RNA. RefSeq lists its product as uncharacterized. The transcript is spliced from 2 exons. The record is from RefSeq and is a predicted model, not a curated record. Bases 1 to 897 code for a protein of 298 amino acids. NCBI's taxonomy places the organism in Eukaryota, Fungi, Ascomycota, Eurotiomycetes, Eurotiales, Trichocomaceae.